AUGGCGAUGAUGAUGACUGGCCGUGUGCUGCUGGUGUGUGCCCUCUGCGUGCUGUGGUGCAGUAGUGUGGUGCAGGCAGCCGAUGGUUUUAUCAGUGACGGAAGUGAUGAGAUUGGGGAAAUGGUCUUAACUUGGCAUAAUGAGUUUAAUAGGACAUGCAACGAACAAAGUACGAAGGAGGGAAUUUUGGAUGAGUCAGCGUUUAAGAGCUGUAUGCGUGUUCGCAUGAAGGAGGUUUGUGGCAGUGAUGAUGAUGGCAUGUCGAGUACAUCUCAUGAGCCUGAAGCUGAAGAGAUCUGUAAGAAGUACGCUGGCAAUACAGAGGAGCACGUCGAAUCCUCAACACCGCUAACCGAACCGUCGCAUGAUGCGGAAACACAGGUGGCAACACCAAAUUCGGAAACACUGAAGGGCGGUGCAGCAGAAAUGGAAUCAACACCGGGAGCACCAGCGGGUGAUUCACCAGCAAAUCCAACAGAAGGGCCAAAAUCAACCUCACCUGCCACCGAUACUGCAAAUAGUGAAGCUGAAAAGGACGGUAAAGAGGUGAUGCCGAAGAAUGCACCGGAAUCCAAUGCCACAAGGAAAGGAGAAGGUGAAGAAAAGCACAGUAAUACGAAGGAAACAACGGUCGACGCAGAUGCAAUGCAAAAUAACACGACUGCCGAAAAUGACGGCAGCACCGCGGUCUCCCACACCACCUCCCCUCUUUUGCCUCUUCUUGUUGCGUGUGCGGCUGCUGCUGCGGUGGUGGCCGCAUGA
This is a messenger RNA of Trypanosoma cruzi, 762 nucleotides long. Its product is annotated as mucin-associated surface protein (MASP), putative. Bases 1 to 762 code for a protein of 253 amino acids. Lineage: Eukaryota; Euglenozoa; Kinetoplastea; Trypanosomatida; Trypanosomatidae. The record is from RefSeq and is a predicted model, not a curated record. The transcript has a single exon.